UCGCACAAUAAAAAAGAGGAUUUCAAAUUCAUACGAACAUCUCCUGCAUCGUGACUAAACCAAAGAUUCUAAUACAUUUCACCUAUUCCAUAUGAAGCGAGCAGUUUCGCUUCAAAGUAUUUCCAUCCCAUUCUUACCACUAGCCCUGAAAUCUGCCCACCGUCAACCCACCACCAUCCCACCUCCGAGAUUCCCAUCGCACGCGGAACCUCAUCCAAUCCCAAAUCCUCCGAGAUCAACAUCCAAAUCCUGGCCAAACUCACCCCGGACCCACCCAUGCCCAAUCUUCCAAAACCUGAAACAGUACCCCCGCAUCCCUCAAUCUCGCCAACAAUCUUCUCGAAAACGCCUUGCGAUAGAACCAUGGUCAACCAAUGGGGCAUUUACAUUCGCACCCUUCAAAUACCCCCCAGUAUGUGCGCUAACGACCUAGGAUUAGAAUCCUCCCGGUGGUGCAGCGGAAGACAGAAGACAGCGGGAGCUUUCCUUGUUGGGAAUAGGGUCGGGGAAUUAGGGAAUCACACAUUGAGAGAUGGAGUUUUUAGGCA
Lindgomyces ingoldianus is the source of this 548-nucleotide messenger RNA. RefSeq lists its product as uncharacterized. Lineage: Eukaryota; Fungi; Ascomycota; Dothideomycetes; Pleosporales; Lindgomycetaceae. The transcript has a single exon. The record is from RefSeq and is a predicted model, not a curated record. Bases 92 to 433 code for a protein of 113 amino acids.